AGGCUUGGUCUGUUUGCACAAAGAAAGAGAGAGAGGAGGGAGGUGAUACUGAUAAGAAACUGUAGGAUAAAGGUGAGGUUUCAUAUAGACAUACAUACAGAAAGAGGAUCAGUUUUACUCCGUCCACUGCAGUACAAACAAUGAUGAAGUUUCUCAUAUUGGCUGUUGUUCUCAUGCUGGUCGUAACAGGCGGCACGGCCCUGGACUGCCAUCUCUGCACCCCGGUUAAAGCGGGAGGGGCCUGUGAGGUCAGCGCUGUGACCUGCCCACCGGAGAAAGACGCGUGUGCCGCCGCUAAGUUUCGCAGACAUCCAUAUGGUCAUUUCCAAAAGUGCAUGUCAAAGUCAGACUGCGAGAUGCAGAAGCAGAACGCCUACAUCAACAUCAAGUGCUGCCAGAAGGACUUCUGCAACACCUUUGACUGAUCUGAGCCGGAUGCAUAAAACAGCUUAGAUUACGCAUGAUGAUUAUGCUUCUGAUUUGUGACUUUAAAACAAAAUAAAGCAAUAUUUCCUCACUGAA
Molecule: messenger RNA, 522 nt
Organism: Pimephales promelas (fathead minnow)
Lineage: Eukaryota; Metazoa; Chordata; Actinopteri; Cypriniformes; Leuciscidae
Source: RefSeq, a predicted model, not a curated record